Molecule: messenger RNA, 2043 nt
Organism: Seriola dumerili (greater amberjack)
Lineage: Eukaryota; Metazoa; Chordata; Actinopteri; Carangiformes; Carangidae
Gene: muc15
Product: mucin 15, cell surface associated
Exons: 4
Coding region: 104-1252 (382 amino acids)
Source: RefSeq, a predicted model, not a curated record
AUUCACUCUCGCAUGUUGGCAGCUCGGUGAAGAGAUUGUGUUGCUUGUGCACCUGUUCUCAUCUGAUACAGCUUAAGAAUAAGAGUGAAACCGAAAGGGGGAAAUGGAACUGUAUUUAAAAAUCACAGCAGGCCUCCUUCUGAUUGUCCAUGCCUUCCACCUGGCAUCGCUCCAAGAUCCAACCGACUCUCCGGGGCGUACAAUUGAUAAAAGCUGGCUCCGUGAACUCGCCAAAAAUACAGCUGGAAGUCUAAAUGCUGCAGUUCCUGGAGAGGAGGCAGAGUAUGAUCAGGAAGCUGAUGCGACGGCUUCGGAGCCAAGUAAUGAUUACAGUGGAAUAGCAUCUGGCUCCAUGGCAGCAUUUAAUGCAGAAGAGGAGAACCUGUCGGGCCAUGAAAGCGGUGCAAAUAAUACAUCUGAUGAUCUGAAUGUUGUCGCUACCACGCUGCCUCCUGCAUUUACUAACGGCACAACAAAACAACCUGAACUGCCAGACGCCACACUUUCUCCAAACACGACAACUACACAUCCCACAAGCUCAAGUCAGACCAACGUGACAGAAGCGGAGGAUGGCUCUCAUAACUCGACCACGACCCCUCAAACCUCCACCACUCGUUUGAUUUCACAAAACUCCACCAGCUUUCCAGAUUUUUCCAAUCGUACUGAUUUACAGUCUACAACCCCGCCUCCAGAGAGUAACGCCACACAAGAAUCCACAACAAGACCGAAGGCACACACGGGGUUAACCAACAGCACAGGAUCUACCAACACAACGGCCGUAACAACCACAGCAUCACCAGAGAUAAACAAGACGUCGACCCUGUCUUCAUCUACGACAGUGCUCCCCUCUGAGACAACAGAGACGAGCCCUGCGACCACGACCGCCGCCGCUCCGAACACACCUGAGAAGGCCAACAAGACAGACAAAGACGCCGCCUCAGGGAGCAGCUCAGAAAGAGGUUUGGCGUCAGAUCCACACAGGAGUAACAGGAAUGGAGCAUGGGGGGCUGUGCUGGGACUGGCAGUGGCUGUGGCCAUCGUGGGACUGGUGGCCUAUGUCAUCCUGAAAAAGAAACAACAGAAGGCUUUCUCUCACAGGAAACUGGUGGAGGAGUAUCCUUCAGACCCAGUUCUCAGAUUAGACAACAGCGAUCCUUUGGACUUGAACUUUGGCGGUUCGGCCUAUUACAACCCAGGACUCCAGGGGGACAACAUCCAAAUGACCAACUUUCCAGGACGCCAGAGAAACUGAAAGGACUCCCAAGACCAAAGACACGAACUCCCUUGAAAGAAAAGUCUGUCACCUACUCUAACUGACCUUCGAUAGACAACUGAUAAUGUGGAGUUUUGUGAAUAAGACUGUCUGAAAGUGAAAUUUGUGGACAGAAAUCACAAAGAGAGUUUGUCGGCCACCACAAAUGAUACUCAUUGUCAGAAUAUGAAUCGUGUUGUGUAGAUUUAUUGCACUGAACUAAAGGGAUCACUGAAGGAAAUCUGUCUGAAGCACACUGCCACAGCCAAUAUUAACUCUUAGCCAUUUAUGUAUGUUGCCAAAGGGAAUAAAAUUCUUCAUUAGUCUUUCCUAAUGAAGAAUAUGCUUUGCAGUCAAUGAAGGAUAUUAAAAAUUCAUAUUUUCUAUAACUUUUGAUUUAAUAUAAAUAUUUUUUUGCGUGGAUAGGAGCCACAAAAUUCUUUUGCAGACAAGCAAAACAAAGACAUUAGCGUAUAAUCUGAUCAGAUAAAGAGAAGAAACUAGAAUGUGUCUCCUGCUGAUGCAAAACAUUGUAAAAGAAAAGAAAAGAAAAAGCAGUCUAAGUAACAGAUGAGACAGGAGGCCUUUGCGAUGAAAUUCAGGCGCCAUGGUCAACAAUAACAUUAUCCAUAUCAGCUAUCACCUGCUGUUAUGGCAUCAGGAAGGCAAUAAGAAAUUUAAUUUGAACUGCGCCUUCAGAUAUUCCACAACUGGCAGUCACAGCCAGAGACUGAGAAUUCAACCGUCAAACCAAAGACUUGAAUUUGUUUUUCCACACCAGUGAGGGAGGU